AUGAAGCACCUGCACCACGGAAGCUACCAUAAAACAAUUACAUCGUCACAUGGACACAGACACAGAUGCACCACAAACACAAACACAAACCAACAUAACAACAACCCAACAACAAGUUCAAAACACUGCCACACAACCAACAGUUCAAUAACACCUGCUAUCAUACUAAGCUAUUCACUCAAACACACAACAGAGCAAAGGUAUAUCAAAAUAGUCAGAAAGAAACCAUAG
This is a messenger RNA of Trichomonas vaginalis G3, 231 nucleotides long. RefSeq lists its product as uncharacterized. Lineage: Eukaryota; Parabasalia; Trichomonadida; Trichomonadidae. The transcript has a single exon. Bases 1 to 231 code for a protein of 76 amino acids. The record is from RefSeq and is a predicted model, not a curated record.